This is a messenger RNA of Salvia splendens (bonfire salvia), 810 nucleotides long. RefSeq names its product pectinesterase inhibitor 3. Bases 142 to 708 code for a protein of 188 amino acids. The transcript has a single exon. NCBI's taxonomy places the organism in Eukaryota, Viridiplantae, Streptophyta, Magnoliopsida, Lamiales, Lamiaceae. The record is from RefSeq and is a predicted model, not a curated record. Gene Ontology annotation, molecular function: enzyme inhibitor activity. Gene Ontology annotation, biological process: negative regulation of catalytic activity.
UGAUCUUAAUUAAGCUUACAUCUCACUAAUCAGCCACACUUGUAUAAAAACAUCCCUUCUGCCCAUUCCCCUCUUCAAUUCACCACCUUCUCUCCUCUCUCUACCAACUCAGUGCCCUAAACAAUUACGCCGCCGAGUAAAAUGCCGACGCCUCCUCUCCUCCUCUCUCUCCUCCUCACACUCCUGAUUUCAUCACCAACCGCCGCCGCCGCCUCGCCGAAACACGAUCUGGUGCGUCGCUCCUGCGUCCACGCCAGCUACCCGGACGUGUGCCUCCGCACGCUCUCGUCGUCGUCGUCCUCCGGCGCGGCUGCGACGCCGCGGGAUCUGGCGCAGGCGGCGGUGAGGGUGAGCCUGGCGCACGUGCAGAAGGCGUUGGAGUAUCUGGCGGCGAUGAAGGGGAGCGUGGCGCGGCGGGAGCAGGGGGCGCUGAGCGACUGCGUGGAGCAGAUGGCGGACACGAUGGACGAGCUGAGGAAGACGAUGUCGGCGCUGCGGAAGCUCCGGCGCGGCGGCGGCGCGGAGUUCCGGUGGCAGAUGAGCAACGCGGAGACGUGGGUGAGCGCGGCGCUGACGAACGAGGAGACGUGUUUGGACGGAUUCAAGGAGAUCGACGGCGAGGUGAGGGCGGAUGUGAGGAAGAAGGUCACGAAUGUGGCUAGGGUUACCAGCAACGCGCUCUAUCUCAUCAAUCUCCUCGACGAUUAGUCGAUUAGUCUCUAUCUCUCUGCAUACAUAAUUGAGAUCUAGUUUAAUUGUUGGUGUUUCUGCGUUUAUGUGCAUAAUGUUGCUCAUGAAUUUCUCGUGAAA